This is a messenger RNA of Cyprinodon tularosa, 1857 nucleotides long. RefSeq names its product Spi-1 proto-oncogene b (gene spi1b). The record is from RefSeq and is a predicted model, not a curated record. Bases 360 to 1154 code for a protein of 264 amino acids. Gene Ontology annotation, molecular function: sequence-specific DNA binding; DNA-binding transcription factor activity, RNA polymerase II-specific. NCBI's taxonomy places the organism in Eukaryota, Metazoa, Chordata, Actinopteri, Cyprinodontiformes, Cyprinodontidae. The transcript is spliced from 5 exons. Gene Ontology annotation, biological process: regulation of transcription by RNA polymerase II; cell differentiation. Gene Ontology annotation, cellular component: nucleus.
AUAGUCUUCUCUGACAAAUCAUCAAUAGCCAGGAACCUGUAACAGGCACACUUGAAUGCUCCCACCCACAGAAAUUUUACAGAAGUAAAAAGUUCCUUUUUCAUUUUACUGGCAAACACCAACGAGGCCUUGUUCAGUGCAGCUUUGCCUGACAGAGCUUCAGGCCUCCGAGCACAGCUAAGGUCACAACCUCCUGCUAUACUAUAAGAGCGAGGGAGACAUUUUUUGGGGUUGGUUAUCGUUGAGUGAGAGGAAAUUUUGAAACAUUGUGCAAUGGUGCCACAAAGGUUUUGAAAGGUUGUGAGAGCGUUUUUGCCAGCAAAGCGUCUGAGAGUCGGUUUGUUGGUGAAGAGGUCUCCAUGUUGCAUUCAUACAGAAUGGAGAGUUACCUCAUCCCUCCUCAUACAGAAGAGAUGUACGAGUCUGACAUCUACAGACAUCCAAUUACAGAAUAUUAUAAUCCAUAUGUAUUAGAUGCUGAUAUCCAGGCAGAUCACUGGGAUUACCAUUCACACCCCCAUGUGCAUCCUGUCGAGUUUGAAAGCCUCCCAGAGAGCAACUUCACAGAGCUGCAGAGCGUCCAAGCUCUCCAUCCGACGGGUCUCAUACGACAUGAUCCUCUGCGGUAUGAUGCAGAGAACCUGCUAGAUCCGAACCUAGCUGCACAUUCACAUGUGUUACAGCAACCAGUAGCUUUCUUUCCUCGCUCUGUAUAUCCACCACGUAUAUCCCAACGCAGCUCUGAUGAUGAGGAGCAUGGAGGAAGGAGUCCCCCACUCGAAGUGUCAGAUGAAGAGUGCUUGAGAGAUCGAGUAUCUUAUGUCACAUCAGCAGAGAUAGGUAACAAAAAGAAGAUCCGUCUGUACCAGUUCCUGUUGGACCUUCUAAGGAAUGGAGACAUGAAGGACAGUAUCUGGUGGGUGGACAGAGACAAGGGGACAUUUCAGUUUUCCUCUAAACACAAGGAGGCCCUUGCACACCGCUGGGGAAUCCAGAAGGGAAACCGGAAAAAAAUGACAUAUCAGAAGAUGGCUCGAGCCUUGCGCAAUUACGGCAAAACUGGGGAGGUGAAAAAAAUCAAGAAAAAGCUGACAUAUCAGUUCAGCGAUGAGGUGCUCGGAAAGGGUCAUCUGGAGAGAAAAUCUUACAUUUAGGCUGUAUAUAUAAUUUCUACCGUGUCUUUGGCUACACAGUUAUAUCUGUCAAUCUGAUAGAUACAGUAGCAUUAUAGAAAUAAAAGAUAUGAUACUGUACAGUACCAGAGUAUGGUAAAUAUUUUAGUCAGUGUGCUUUCAUGGUCUCCACUUAUCGUAUCAGAAAAGUUGGAAUCAAGUACAACUUAUAAAAACAAACAAGCUAUUAAAAAUAUUUUUUCCUCUUGUUUGAUGUAAACUUUUUAUUUCCUUUAUCUGCAUUUUAAUUUAAAAUGACCUCGUAGAUUUACCCAGAAGGGAUAGAGCGGUACUCUCUAAUGAAAGGGACAAAUGUGGCGUCCAUAACUGUUUCGUAUUUUAAUUCUCUAUCAGUCUGAAUGUGUUCAGACUGGAUGCAUUAACAUCAGCAGGCUCUGUUGUAGUAGCAGAAGGUUGUCAGUGCUCACAUUUUACCGGGCCUUGCCCAUUCUCUCCAUUGUGUUUGACAACUCUGUUGUUUUAAGUUCUCUUAGUUGUGUAAAUUUAUUAUGUUUAUGUAGCCUUUUUAUAUCAGGUUAGUAUUUAAACAGCCUGCAAAGGGAUAAUUAAGCAACAUACUCCGUGUUAAGGUAAUAUAUAUAUUUUGUGCCAUGUUAUAUACCAUAAAAUGUACAAUCUGUAUGGCUGAAAAUUGCUUGUAAAGAAUAAAUUCUCCAUUAAUGAU